CUGCAGUUGUCAGUAGCUACAGUACGUUUUCCCGGGUCCAUGUUGAAGUUUGUUAACCCAGACUUUCUCGCAUACUCGCUUCGUCAGGUCAUUCCAGGGCACGCGUUGCAUCCGUUUGACCCCGCUCGCAGGUAGAAGAAAACCGACUACACCCGCGCGAACUCAGUUGGAGAGGAAUGCACCAGUGGAGUGUUGGAAAAUAACAUUUCUGUUUGCCGACCUGCGUAUGAGGGCUCGGUCUGGUGGGGCUCGGCAGCUCCUCAACCCGGCCUGGAGACUCCUCGGCUACCUCACUCCCUCUCUCCCUCUGGCUCCAAUGGUGUAAGCUGACGCAUCACCGUGGGGGAUUCUGACACUCUGCACACAGCCCAGUAGUAACCUCCAGCUCUAUCUCCCUCCAGCCCAGUAUCAGAAGGCAGGGGAGGGUAUGAGAAUGGUGUCUAGGCCCUGAAGCCCAGCAGCAUGUCAGAGCAAGGAGACAAAUGCACCACCCCCCGCUGGAAACAUGAAGCCAUGCAAAAUGGGUACAUCCCCAGUUACCUGGACAAGGACGAGUUAUGUGUAGUAUGUGGGGAUAAAGCUACAGGAUAUCACUAUCGCUGUAUCACCUGUGAAGGAUGUAAGGGUUUCUUCCGGCGAACGAUCCAGAAGAACCUGAACCCGACGUACGCUUGUAAGUACGAGGCAAAGUGCGUCAUCGAUAAGGUGACCAGGAACCAGUGCCAGGAAUGCCGCUUCAAGAAGUGCAUCGCUGUCGGCAUGGCAACAGACUUGGUGCUGGACGACAGCAAGCGGCUCGCCAAGCGGAAGUUGAUCGAGGAGAACCGUGAGCGGCGGCGGAAGGAUGAGCUCCAGAAGACGGUGUGGGACCGGCCUGAGCCGUCCCAGGAGGAGUGGGACCUGAUCCGCAUGGUCACCGAGGCCCACAUGUCAACUAACGCCCAGGGCAACCACUGGAAACAGAAACGCAAGUUCUUGGUCGAGGAAGCAAUGCUACUUAAUGAAAUAACAUGUAAUUUAUUCUAUACUUCUGACCAGAGUGCAGUGGGGGUGAAGGAAACCAAGCCUGAGGACAUUGGUCAAGCACCGGUCAUAAAUGCACCUGAAGGGAGCAAAGUGGACAUUGAAGCCUUCAGUCAGUUUACAAAAAUUAUCACCCCCGCCAUUACCCGAGUGGUGGAUUUUGCCAAAAAGCUGCCUAUGUUCUGUGAGCUGCCUUGUGAAGACCAGAUUAUCCUAUUGAAAGGCUGCUGCAUGGAGAUCAUGUCUUUACGGGCGGCCGUUCGCUAUGACCCCGAGAGCGAGACGCUGACACUUAACGGGGAGAUGGCCGUGACCCGCGGCCAGCUGAAGAACGGAGGCCUGGGUGUAGUGUCGGAUGCCAUCUUUGAUUUGGGCGUGUCGCUGUCGUCGUUCCACCUGGACGACUCUGAGGUCGCUCUGCUACAGGCCGUCAUCCUCCUGUCCUCCGACCGUCCGGGGCUGACCAGCGUGGAGCGUAUUGAGCGCUGCCAGGAGGAGUUCCUUCUGGCCUUUGAACAUUACAUCAACUACCGCAAACACAAGGUGGCGCAAUUCUGGCCCAAGCUGCUGAUGAAGGUGACGGACCUGCGGAUGAUCGGGGCGUGCCACGCCUCCCGCUUCCUGCAUAUGAAGGUGGAGUGCCCCAACGAACUCUUCCCCCCACUCUUCCUGGAGGUUUUUGAGGAUUGACGGACAGACGGGCCCACACACCCUGCCGAGGUGUGUGUCAGAGUGUGUGUGUGCGUGGGCGCCUGGCCGGGGCUACGACAGUGGGCCUCAGAGUGGCUCUAGGCGUCUUGGGACACGUUGUUGGAACUCUCAUUAGCACUACUGAGUCACUUCAUUCCAUACCUUAGGUGUAGCCUAGCUUCUCAGCCUAGUUCUUAUGGAUGGAACCAUCCCUUAUGAUGCGGGUACAUGUGAAUAGCAUUUUCUUUUGGUUUUUCUUUUGUAAAUGUUUCACUUCUCAGUUACUUCUCUAGAAGUUUUUGUUGUGUUAAUUGUACAGUCUAAUUUCUGUCGUCGACGGUGCUCGUUCAGUCAGUCAUACAAACCAUGCAACGUGUAGUGUUUCAUUUUAGUCCAUUUUAAUACCGAAUGCUGACUCCACCAACACUGAGAAGGUCAGUGACAGACAGCAGAAGCCAGCUAACCAGCAUUAUUCCCUUCCAUUUCGCAUUCUAUUCCUACGAUACUUCUCCAGUCAACGGAUGUGGAGUAGCUUUCAUACAGGUGUCCUUCUGAUGCUGGUGUUCUGUGAGAGCUACAGUUGAAGUCGGAAGUUUACAUACACUUAGGUUGGAGUCAUUAAAACUCAUUUUUCAACCACUCCACAAAGUUCUUGUUAAAAAACUAUAGUUCUGGCAAGUCGGUUAGGACAUCUACU
Molecule: messenger RNA, 2410 nt
Organism: Oncorhynchus gorbuscha (pink salmon)
Lineage: Eukaryota; Metazoa; Chordata; Actinopteri; Salmoniformes; Salmonidae
Product: thyroid hormone receptor beta
Exons: 12
Coding region: 463-1713 (416 amino acids)
Biological process (GO): cell differentiation; thyroid hormone receptor signaling pathway; negative regulation of transcription by RNA polymerase II
Molecular function (GO): nuclear receptor activity; RNA polymerase II cis-regulatory region sequence-specific DNA binding; zinc ion binding
Source: RefSeq, a predicted model, not a curated record